Messenger RNA from Oncorhynchus tshawytscha (Chinook salmon), 1759 nucleotides. Its product is annotated as protein phosphatase 1 regulatory subunit 35-like. The record is from RefSeq and is a predicted model, not a curated record. Bases 747 to 1607 code for a protein of 286 amino acids. Gene Ontology annotation, molecular function: phosphatase binding. NCBI's taxonomy places the organism in Eukaryota, Metazoa, Chordata, Actinopteri, Salmoniformes, Salmonidae. The transcript has 6 exons. Gene Ontology annotation, biological process: negative regulation of phosphatase activity.
CACCCGGUGAAAUAAUAAAAUUGUUGAUUAUGUCAACGUAACCCAAAACAUUAAAUUAAAUUAGGGGUUUAAGGCAUACCCUAUAUUUGACUAUUUAAUUACAUCACAAUAUUGUUAUCUACUCCAGAGCCAGUAAGAAUACAGGAAGUCAACUGUUACUGUGAAGGUUAAAUAGAGCCACAUAUAGAACCAUCUCCAAGAUGAAGCCUCCUACCCAGCAACAUGAAACAACAAAGAUAAUAUCCAAAUAAUGAUACUGUAUCGCAGGUCUCCAUAAAGAACCAUCUCCAAGAUGAAGCAUCCUACCCAGCAACAUGAAACAAAGACAAUAUCCAAAUAAUGAUACUGUAUCGCAGGUCUCCAUAGAGAACAUAUUGGACAAUAUUGAAGAUGAAAAUUAAGAUUAGCCAUAGUCCAGCAAUCGCCUAGUUUUAGAUUAAAUCUGCCGUAGAGUCCACCAUUUACACAAGCACACGCAACGUAACAUGCAAGCCAAGGGGGCCCAUUGUAUAAUUUCCUACUAACGAAGAAACCGGAAGUGUGAUUGUUUUGUUCUGUAGAAGGUGUUAUGGCGGCGCCAGUGGAGGGAAUUUCAAAAGUGAGCAGAUCCUGCUAAAUAGAGUCAAUCUAACCUCAUGUAUUAACAGUGAAAACUACAAGAAACGCGUGAGCUGUCAUUCGGGACGCUUCCUCAUAACAUAACAGAGCCUUCACCCAAAGAUAAAGACCCAGACUGGUGACCUAAGAUGACCAGAGUAGGUCCCCUGCAGCAGCGUCCUCUAGCAGGGUGCAGUGACCCAGACAUCUGGCUGGUCCCCCUGCCUGCCCCGGUGCCCCUGGUCCCCGCUAGCCUCCUGCGGUGCCCGGAACUGGACCUGUCUCUCCCCCUCAGCCCAGACCCGCCACGGCCCAACCCGGCUAGCCUGCUGAGAGGACGCAGCCACCGGCAGGUGCGAUUUGUCUCCGAGGUGCCUGUGGUUGACAUGGUGAUAGCAGAGCCUAGCAAAGACCCUCCACCUUGGCAAUGCCCUGGACACUCCAGCAGUUACUCAAAGGGGAAAAGACUCCAUGGUGGAGAACUGCGUUGGAGGGCAAGGUCAGAACCCAAUGAGGAGGCUCCCUGUGAGGAGAGGGGUGGCAGCCUCCCUGAAAGGGCGGAGUUAAAUACUACUCUGGCUCUGAGGGCUGAGCUAGAUAACGUGGCAGGGGCAGAGUUUAACUCCCAGAAGGCCGUGCAGGAGCAACUACAGAAGUCAGACAGAACCAAGAACAGCAUCAGCGCCCGGGCUACAGAGGGGCUGAAUGUCCCUCCAUCCCAGCACCUCUACAGGGCAUUGGUCAAUGUGAAUGUGAAUGUGGAGGAGGAGGAGGUUAUCAGCCAGGCUCUACGUGACAGGCUUCAGCUGGUCUCGCCCACAUGCAGCCAUGGCAACAAGAAAGAGGACAGUCCUGACCUGCAGGUUUUCUUCAGGGGGGAUCUGCUGAGAGAGAAGCCCCUCCUACCAGGGGAGGAGAUUACCAUACCACGCCCCCAGCCCAUCCCACGCCCCGCAGACACAACCUUCGACCUCUACCACAGACACACAUGCUGGGAGGCUGGACCCUGACACACACACUUACUCUGAACCUCUAGACUGAAAGGCCCUGUCCCAAAACUUAAGAAGAGCAUUAUCCCUUCUUUCCCUCCCUACCUCCGUCAUUCUCAGAUAUAAAUAUUAUAUUUGAAACUAAUUUAAGAUAUUAAAGGAAUGAACCUGUA